AUGUUGUGGGUGGGGGGGAACUCUCAGCCUCAUGGGGCAUAUUGGUUUGGUGGUGUCCACAUCCUUAUUGGGAAUUGUGCCCCCGCUUUUUCUGAGCCGCAGUCUCGUCUGAUUCUUUACGAGGUGGAAGUAGAACUUGUAGAAUACUUCCCACAAUUUGUUCUUCAAGUGGAACCAUGUGAUAUUGAAAACCAUGGAUUAUUCACGGGCCGGGCUCCAAGGGGAUGGAGUGAAGCCCAUAUUCGUCGAGAUGAUGAACUCGGUUGGAAUGACAACUCUUAUGGACUGACCAUCAAGCGGGCUAGGCUCGAAGAGGAUGAUGUGAAGUCCAUAUUCAUUGAGAUGAUGAACUCGGUUGGACUGUGA
Molecule: messenger RNA, 366 nt
Organism: Ilex paraguariensis (yerba mate)
Lineage: Eukaryota; Viridiplantae; Streptophyta; Magnoliopsida; Aquifoliales; Aquifoliaceae
Source: the annotation of a GenBank genome assembly